This is a messenger RNA of Eruca vesicaria subsp. sativa (arugula), 1707 nucleotides long. The record is from the annotation of a GenBank genome assembly. Lineage: Eukaryota; Viridiplantae; Streptophyta; Magnoliopsida; Brassicales; Brassicaceae.
AUGGACUUAGCUUCCAAGAAGAACACAACUAAUGACACCACCAAGGAGAUAGACCCUACCUUGAAACCCAAGUCACCUCACGCUACAUUUUCCCUCAAACUAGGAGACAAUGUCCCUAGAAACCCUCAUUUUGAUCUCAAAAAGAUGGAUCCUCUCGUCAGACAUCAACCCACAAAGUCUCCUGAACCUCCCACCGUAUCCAAAGGAGGAACCAACGAGGGCGAUUCAAAGCAUACCGAUAAUGAUACCUUAGGAAUGAAGAAGAAUCUUCACUAUGAUCCCAAAAAGAUUGUUCCAUUAACCACACCUGAAACACCCUCACCAAGCUCCAGAGCUCAUCCUCAACGUAGAACAAAAUCUCCAGACAGCAAGAGAGCUCCCAGACACAAUGCUGAAUCUGCCUACGGUGAUAGCCCUUCACCUGCACCUUUCAAGCCUCACACGGGAGGUGACGUGAGAUGGGACGCUAUUAACUCGGUUACUUCAAGAGGUCCUCAAAUAGGUUUAGACAGCUUCAGGCUUCUGAAACGUCUAGGGUAUGGGGACAUAGGCAGCGUUUAUCUCGCUGACUUGCAAGGGACAAGUGCGGUUUUUGCGAUAAAGGUGAUGGAUAAGGCCUCGUUGGCUAGUAGAAACAAGUUGCCGAGGGCUCAGACGGAAAGAGAGAUCCUAUCUUUGCUUGACCAUCCUUUCUUGCCAACGCUUUAUUCUUAUUUUGAGACAGAGAAGCUUUACUGUUUGGUCAUGGAGUUCUGCAGCGGAGGAAAUCUACAUUCUCUUAGGCAGAAACAGCCUAACAGGCGUUUCACUGAAGAAGCCGCGAGGUUCUACGCAUCCGAAGUCUUACUUGCAUUAGAAUAUCUACACAUGUUGGGGGUUGUAUACAGAGACUUGAAGCCAGAGAACAUUCUAGUCCGUGACGAAGGCCACAUUAUGCUUUCAGACUUUGAUCUUUCCCUCCGUUGCACUUUCAACCCCACCCUAGUCAAAUCCUCCUCCGUCUGUAGCGGUGGAGCUGCUAUACUCAACGAGGAGUUCGCCGUCAACGGCUGCAUGCACCCCUCAGCCUUCCUCCCACGUCUCCUCCCUUCCAAAAAAACCCGAAAAGCCAAAUCAGACUCGGGCCUUAACGGCCUCUCCAUGCCAGAGCUCAUGGCAGAGCCAACGGACGUAAGGUCAAUGUCCUUUGUAGGCACACACGAGUACUUAGCUCCAGAGAUCAUACGUGGAGAAGGACAUGGAAGUGCUGUAGACUGGUGGACGUUUGGUAUCUUCCUCUACGAGCUCUUACACGGAACAACACCUUUCAAAGGACCAGGGAAUAGAGACACACUCCACAACGUUGUUGGUCGGCCCUUGAAGUUCCCAGACCUCCCUCACGUGAGCUCAGCAGCACGUGACCUCAUACGGGGGCUUCUAGUGAAGGAUCCUCAUAGGAGAAUCGCUUAUACACGUGGCGCUACGGAGAUAAAACAACACCCUUUCUUUGAAGGUGUGAAUUGGGCUCUGGUGCGUAGCGCUGCACCGCCUCAUAUUCCUGACCCUGUUGACUUGGGACCGUUGACUGCUGCUAGAGGGAAGGGUAAGGGACAUGGAGGUAGUGAUCAUUAUAAUAACUCAAUGAAGCCUGAUGCUCCGGUGGCUUGUGCAGCUGGUCCUGCGACUCCUACUGAUGAUACUGCUUAUGUAGACUUUGAGUACUUUUAG